AGCGCGGCGGUGAGGACUGCGCGGCCCAGCAGCGCGGCGCCCAGAGCGCGGGCCGCCCGCCGAGCCCCGCCGAGCCGAGCCCCCAGCGCCCGCAGCCAUGCCGGCCGGCCGCGCCGCGCGCACCUGUGCGCUGCUCGCCCUCUGCCUCCUGGGCGGCGCGGCCCAGGAUUUCGGGCCGACGCGCUUCAUCUGCACCUCGGUGCCCGUGGACGCCGACAUGUGCGCCGCGUCCGUGGCCGCCGGCGGCGCCGAGGAGCUCCGGAGCAACGUGCUGCAGCUCCGCGAGACCGUGCUGCAGCAGAAGGAGACCAUCCUGAGCCAGAAGGAGACCAUCCGCGAGCUGACCACCAAGCUGGGCCGCUGCGAGAGCCAGAGCACGCUGGACGCGGGCACCGGCGAGGCCCGGGCCGGCGGCGGCGGCGGCGGCGGCGGCGGCCGCAAGCAGCCGGGCUCGGGCAAGAACACCAUGGGCGACCUGUCCCGGACGCCGGCCGCCGAGACGCUCAGCCAACUCGGGCAAACUUUGCAGUCGCUCAAAACCCGCCUGGAGAACCUGGAGCAGUACAGCCGGCUCAAUUCCUCCAGCCAGACCAACAGCCUUAAGGAUCUGCUGCAGAGCAAGAUCGAUGACCUGGAGAGGCAGGUGCUGUCUCGGGUGAACACUCUGGAGGAGGGAAAGGGUGGCCCCAGGAACGACACGGAGGAGAGAGUCAAGAUCGAGAGCGCCCUGACCUCCCUGCACCAGCGGAUCAGCGAGCUGGAGAAAGGUCAGAAGGACAACCGUCCUGGAGACAAAUUCCAGCUCACAUUCCCACUGCGGACCAACUACAUGUACGCCAAGGUGAAGAAGAGCCUGCCGGAGAUGUAUGCCUUCACGGUGUGCAUGUGGCUUAAGUCCAGCGCCGCGCCCGGGGUGGGCACCCCCUUCUCCUAUGCCGUGCCUGGCCAGGCCAACGAGCUGGUUCUCAUUGAGUGGGGCAACAAUCCCAUGGAGAUCCUCAUCAACGACAAGGUGGCCAAGCUGCCCUUUGUAAUCAAUGAUGGCAAGUGGCAUCACAUCUGCGUCACCUGGACCACCCGGGACGGGGUCUGGGAAGCCUACCAGGACGGCACCCAGGGUGGCAAUGGCGAGAACCUGGCACCCUAUCACCCCAUCAAGCCCCAGGGUGUGCUGGUGCUGGGCCAGGAGCAGGACACCCUGGGUGGUGGGUUUGAUGCCACCCAGGCGUUCGUGGGUGAGCUGGCCCAUUUCAACAUCUGGGACCGCAAGCUGACCCCCGGGGAGGUAUAUAACCUCGCCACCUGCAGCACCAAGGCCCUCUCCGGCAACGUCAUCGCCUGGGCCGAGUCCCACAUCGAGAUCUACGGCGGGGCCACCAAGUGGACAUUCGAAGCCUGUCGCCAGAUCAACUGAGGCUCCUGGCGGCCGAGCCUCCCGCCCCUCGGGCCGAGCCGGCCCGCCUGCCUCCCCCCUGCUUGUGCGGUGGCGACCCGUCUUGUGUCUCCUUCUCUCCCUCUCCCCAGGAGCGACUCAGGCCCUCCCCCUCGCACGCGCUCGCACGCAGCCUGGUUUGUCCUUGUGCCCGGGAAGCAGGUCCGGCUGCCCCCCCGCCCCCCCCCGAGGAGCCCCGCUCCGGGCCUCAGGCCUGCUUGUGCUCCCGCGGGCGCGGUGUGGUUGUAGGUGAGAGAGCGUGUGUGUCUAUGGGUGUGUGCCUGUGGGGACGAGCGAGGUAUUCUGUGUGCUGCGGGGGGAAUCUCACGACUGGUCGGAAGACUCUAGUAGCUGCCCGCGGGCCCCCGUGGGUGGCCCGUGUGGCUUCUUCAACACACGCGCUUGUCUUUGUUUGCAAACCUUUUCCGGGGGCGCAGUUCUCCACCCGUAAAAUAAAUGUCUUCUGGCGGUUUGUUUGUUCGGGGCCGGGGCCCUCCCCUCAGAGAAUUUCUCUUUUGUCGUAGGAGUGGAUUCUCUCUUGCUCUCCGGGGGUGGGCAGAGGUGGGGGGGUGGCCCCGGGAACCGGGCACCCCCCCCACCCCCGGUGCCCGGCCAACAAGCUUGCAGUUGGCAUCCGAGGGCAGCGGUGCUGGGCCUGGGAAGCUGCUUUGCUGGCUCUGGCCCAGGACAGCGCCUCAGCCCCCAGUCUGCCCGCCUCCUUGCACCCUUCGAGGCUGGGAUCCGUCCCCCUCUUUUGGCUGCCGGCUGGUGCCCCUGAGAGAGGCGUGUCCCUCCCACGGUCCAGGAAGUCUUGGUUUCUGGCCGUGGGAGACCAGAGGCGUCUGUGGGUCAGUUCAACAGGGGACCUUUCAGACAGGCAAAUCCACAUCCCGAUUGAGACCCAGCCUGUUAGGACCCCUGCCCCUGGAAGCUGACCAGUCGAUGAGAAGGUCCCUCCUAAUUUUGACAGCCAUGUUCCUCCCCCCCCCCCCUCCCAGGCCCAGGUGAAACUGGCUCAGCGGGUCCUCCAAGGAGGCAGGGCCUCCAGAGGCCUCUCACGGGGAGCCAGACACAGACUCGCCAGCCAGCGUUGGGGCCUGGAAUCCAACCCCCCCCCCCCAACCUUCUUUCCAGGGCUCAGGUCCUGGAGCAGCCCCCAGCGUGUCACCGGCUGGUGACACUGAGACACGACCAGCGUCCAGACCUUUAACUUUAUUCUCCCCCGUGAAAAGCAACCAUACACAUUUCCUUCUAGUCCUUCGGAGGCGGGGAGAAAAUGUGUGUGUGUGUGUGUGUGUGUGUGUGUGUGUGUGUGUGUGUGUUGAGAGAGAGAGAGAAGAAGCACACUAAGACAGAUCAUACCCAAGGCGAGGUGAGCUCCCUGCUGGGUUCCAUCUGGGGGUCACACGCCUUGAGGGCACCCUGGAUUCUGUCACCAGGAGUCUAAUUAGCAAAAGGCUGGCGAGUCUUUCUAGAAAUUCUACCGCACUGCCUGGCUCAUCCACAGCUGCAGACAUUUCUUCCGGAGGCGCAGGUGUGCCUUCAGGGACACCUGUCUCCUUAAACGCAGGUCCGUGUUGUGUCGGGAACCGCGUGCGUCUGUGUGUGUCUGUGCUGGUGUCUCCGUGUUCGUGUCCCCGUGGUGUCGCCACAGCACCCGGUCGCCGUUCCGCAGCGCGUCGCUCUUGUUCGGAGGGUGCGGGCCAGGCGCCACGCCGCGUGUCGUGGCUCAACAGUGGCUUUCUCUGAGAAGCCUGCGCUUCGUCCCAGCCCGUCGGGUCGUGGCAUCUCUGGAUCUGCAGGGAUCUUCUCCGUUUGCAUGUUCCUUGGGGUGGCGUGUCCCUUGCUCCUUUAGUCUGAUGUGUGUCCCCUGCCUGCAUGGACUUCUGGUUCUGUGUUGUGUGCCCAGUGCCACCCAUUGUUCUGUGACCAUCCGUGUUAGCUACCGAAAACGGCCGGAUAAACAAGCCACGGGUGUCGGGGGAGGUCAAGGGAGGGAUCCGUUUCCCUCUCCCCGUCCCCACUCCCCAAACACACCAAGAAGUAUUUUUUAACAUGUAGGUUGACAAGGAGCCUAAACAGAGCCCAUGGUUGGGACAGAGCGAGAGCUUGGAAUCACCCCUCCAGACCAGAUUGGCCCCACCCCUCACUUCAGCCACCUCGGAGCCGUUGCUUAGGCACAGGCCCAGAGGGUGCUGGGUGCUCUCCUGUCAGCACCUCCCACCAGCCCCUGCCGAUUGGCCGGACCCCAGACCACCUUCUGCCCCCGCCGCGGGCGGGGUGGGAGCCGUCCGUUUAGGACCACAAGCCAUCCUCUGCCCUAACUAGAGACGGGCAGAGCAUACCCCUAGACGCUUAUGCCUACGUCCCUCUGGCCUCCUGACCCCGUUCACCUUCCUCGCCCUCCUCCCCUGAUGCACCCACGGUGCCAGGGACGGAGGCUGGCAUCUGGCUCCCUCCCCGCCCCCAGCCGGAACGCGUGCCAAGCCCCUUGACUCCCUCACUGUGUUAACACUUGGCACUUUGCUGGCCCCGAGAAAGGUCGAUUGACAGGCACAAAUGUAUCCCACGUAAUUUUCAUGUACUCCUUAAUCUGAUCGACGCUCCCUCUUGCACUGAAUAACCCACACCUAUCUCAGGUAAGCCAUUUUAUAAACUAGGAAGAAACCCAGCACUGCGGAGGCAGUGUCUGCUCUUCUGAGCUGGUGUCCCACAGAACCCCGGGCGUCCGGGGCCGGGGAGCCGCCGCCAGGGGCGCCCCGGGCCCUCGGGGCUUAGAUCCCACUUGAAUCGUAAGCCUUCCUGCUUUUGAUAACACAGUAUUAUUUCUCUUACUGUAGAAGAAAAAGUUUAUUACCAAACGAGUAUUUUUAUGAAAGAAAAGGACAAACCUAUAAAUUAACUCAACCUAUAUCUCCCUUGAAAACACUUUCAGGCUCCGCCAAAACGUAGGACUGAAAGCGUGUAUUUUGGAAGAAAGAGAUACAUUUUGUAUGCUUUCUUUUCCUUUUGUAGACUCCCAGUUUAUUUUCUAAGACUGCAAAGAUCACUUUGUCACCAGCCCUGGGACCUGAGACCAAGGGGGUGUCUUGUGGGCAGUGAAGGGGAGGGGAGAGGCUGGCGGGAGGCUCCAGACAGGGGCCACCUGUGCUCAAAGGCGUGUCGGGGGGACCGGGAUGGAAAUUGGCCGUUUACGGCAGAUGCUUUGCCGUGGAGCUGACUUGUUGACUCGAGGACCCGUCCCACUCGGGGUGGAGGCAGCUAGGGCCACGGACGUUAACGCAAAGAGGACAGUAUCCUUCGUGAUCUCGUGGCAACCAAAACAACGUGGCUGACACAGCCAUGGUUUCAUCUCUUAAAACACAGUGUGUAAAUUUAGUCACAACCGACGUUGGGAAGUGUAUCCCAUCCAUGCACAGUGGACUUAAGUGCAACUUGUUAAAAGGGAACAAGUCAUUGAGGAGGAAAAAAAAAAAAGCCCAAUACUUAGAGUCCCAAUUUUGUCUUACUUGCCAAAAAAAAAAAAAAAAAAAAAAAAAAACCCAAAAAGCAACCCCCC
Molecule: messenger RNA, 4991 nt
Organism: Panthera uncia (snow leopard)
Lineage: Eukaryota; Metazoa; Chordata; Mammalia; Carnivora; Felidae
Gene: NPTX1
Product: neuronal pentraxin 1
Exons: 5
Coding region: 98-1414 (438 amino acids)
Biological process (GO): axonogenesis involved in innervation
Cellular component (GO): neuron projection; plasma membrane
Source: RefSeq, a predicted model, not a curated record